Aspergillus nidulans FGSC A4 is the source of this 1656-nucleotide messenger RNA. Its product is annotated as putative nucleoside transporter. Gene Ontology annotation, molecular function: transmembrane transporter activity. Gene Ontology annotation, cellular component: membrane. The coding region runs from base 1 to 1656 and encodes 551 amino acids. The record is from RefSeq and is a predicted model, not a curated record. Gene Ontology annotation, biological process: transmembrane transport; nucleobase transport. Lineage: Eukaryota; Fungi; Ascomycota; Eurotiomycetes; Eurotiales; Aspergillaceae. The transcript has 3 exons.
AUGGUAUCUGACUCUGAUCCAGAAAAAGGCGUCCAUGCCGUCAGCUGUGCGGCCGAGAACGGUAUUCCCCAAGUCAGCUCCAACGGUGCACCUGGCCUAGAGACUACCCAGCUCUUCGAUGACGCCUCAGGAGGGGGUGUCUUAUGUUGGCUCAACGGGCUGGAAGCACGAAUGGAUAGAAAACUCGGCGUGGAGUCGGAAGCCAUCGACCGUAAACGCGCCGAAGACAAAAAGCCCGUGUCUUGGUUCGAGGAGCUGACGAUGGCUUUGCUGUGGGCCAGUGGAGUUAUGAACACUUCCUGUUUCGCGACAGGCUUCCUCGGCUGGGAAUUCGGUCUGAGCCUCAAGCAAUCGAUGCUUAUCGUCAUUUUCGCGUCCAUUCUCGGCGGCGCGCUGACUGGGUUCUGCGCGACGUUUGGUGGCGCAACUGGUCUGCGUCAGAUCAGUGUAAGCCGGUAUAGCUUCGGCUGGUGGCCCAACAAACUCAUUGCGCUUCUCAACGGCAUCCAGCAGAUGGGAUGGGCGGCGGUCUCGUGUAUCACUGGAGGUCUGGCCUUGACUGCAGUAUCGGAUGGCCACGUCUCCCUAAUCCUGGGAAUUGUCAUCCUGGCGGUGGUGGCACUUUUUAUCUCUUUCGUAGGAUUGAAUGCGAUCCUGGUUUAUGAGCGAUAUGCUUGGAUGAUCUUCUUCAUCAUCUUCAUGAUCAUCUAUGGUGACACCGGUCGAUAUGCGGAUAACGAGAGUCCGGCAUCCGCUGAAGGACUCACUCUGUCUGGAUCGCUGCUCAGUUUACUAGCAGUCGUCUACGGUUCAAGCGCCUCGUGGUGUACCAUGGCCAGUGACUAUUAUGUCCACUAUCCGGCCAAUGUCAACCGCGUCAAAGUCUUCUUUAUGACGACAUUAGGGAUUGCCUUGCCUACAUGUAUUCCCAUGAUCGCAGGCUGCGUGGUCGCCUCUGCGUUUAAGAAUAAGCAAGAGUGGCAAAGUGCUUAUGAGGACCAAGGACUGGGCUAUCUCAUCCAGGACAUGCUGCAUCCACGAGGAUUUGCCAAAUUCCUCCUGACGCUUCUAGUUCUAUCCGGAAUUAACCAGAAUGUUAUCAGCAUUUACAGUGCCUCUAUCUCCUUCCAGCAGCUGGCUCGACCAUUUGGCCGGAUUCCGCGUUUUCUCUGGACAUUAUUCUGCUUUGCCUGUAUUCUGGCGUUAGCAGUUGGCGGACGAGCAAAGCUGAAUGAGUAUCUUCAGAAUUUCCUCAGCUUGCUCGGUUACUGGUGUACAAGCUACGCCAUUAUCCUAUUCCAGGAGCAUUUUAUCUUCCGCAAGGGUAGCUUCGAGAAUUAUGACCUGGAAGGGUGGAACGACCCGGCCAGGCUACCUGUCGGCAUUGCUGCAGCCGUAGCCUUUUGCCUCGGCAUUAUAGCAUGGUGCAUGGGAAUGGACGAGACAUGGUUUAUUGGACCUCUGGCCAAGGUAAUUGGAGAGUCUGGCGGUGAUGUUGCCAACGAGCUGACUUUCGUGGUUACUGCCGUGACCUAUGCUCCGGCGAGCCUCAAUCCAGAACCUCACAAAUUCUGUAUUUCUUUGGACAGCAGGUCAGAUCUAACUACCACACGAUUCCUAUGUCCCUGCCAUCACGAACACCCUGUCACAUCAUAG